Messenger RNA from Drepanopeziza brunnea f. sp. 'multigermtubi' MB_m1, 975 nucleotides. RefSeq lists its product as uncharacterized. The record is from RefSeq and is a predicted model, not a curated record. Lineage: Eukaryota; Fungi; Ascomycota; Leotiomycetes; Helotiales; Drepanopezizaceae. Gene Ontology annotation, cellular component: nucleolus; nuclear exosome (RNase complex); cytoplasmic exosome (RNase complex). Gene Ontology annotation, biological process: poly(A)-dependent snoRNA 3'-end processing; nuclear mRNA surveillance; U4 snRNA 3'-end processing.
AUGUCAGAUAGGAGGAGAAUCAAUGGACCUUCGGGCGGUACUUCCGCACCGAUCUACUCCAAAUACAUCCAAAAAGAUGCUGCAUCGCAGACAGAGAGACCCUCCAGAGCAAGACAGCCCAAUGUUUUGAGGAAGAUGUUCCUGAAGACUGGCGUCACUCCUUCAGCUUCAGGAUCCGCAUACCUGGAACUUGAGGCUUCAAGAGCAGCCAACUCCAGAGCCCCCGGCCUUGCUUCUCUCUCGACCUCCGGCUUGAAGCUCACCUGUACCGUCCACGGCCCUCGCCCUCUCCCCAAGUCUGCGCCUUUCUCGCCUCAUAUAAUACUCUCUACACACGUUAAAUAUGCCCCUUUCGCUACACGGAAGAGACGAGGCUAUCUGCGGGACUCGAGCGAGAGAGAUCUGAGCGUACACUUGGAAACCGCUCUCAGGGGUGUGAUCAUCGGAGACAGAUGGCCCAAGAGCGGAGUGGAAGUCAUAAUUACCAUCCUUGAAGGCGAGGAAGACCAAUGGUGGGGCGACGACCGCGGAGGGUCUACCACCGCAGGAGAAUGGGGCAUGAUGAGUGUUCUCAGUGGGUGCAUCACAGUUGCUUCAGCUGCGAUUGCCGAUGCGGGUAUUGAUUGUGUGGAUGCCGUCUCUGGUGGCGUAGCAGCUGUGGUUAAGAACAACCAAAGCAAGCAAUCGACGCUGGUUCUGGAUCCUGUUCCAUCUGAGCAUCAGGAGAUCCUUGCCGCUUGCAUUGUUGCCUACCUGCCUGCUCGAGAUGAAAUUACAGAUCUAUGGGUCAAAGGGGAAAUUGGGCAUGGAGACCGGUCAAUUAAUACGGCUCAGACAACUUCAUUUGAGGAGCUGGCUGAUAAUGCGGUACAAGCUGCGCUGGGCUCGCACCGAGUGCUUGUGGCGGCUUUGAAGGAGACUGCUAAUAUGAAGUUGGGAAAGCAUUCGGCUGGUGGUAUUGUCGACAACUUCUGA